AUUGAAACCCUAAUUAGGUGUCAAAAACCACGUCAGUUGAUGGACGAGCUGCAUUUUCUGGAGCAGCUGAAACGAAAUUUCUUAUCGCGAACUAUUGGCAAUUAAACAAGGUUAAUUACGUGGGAAAAUCGUGCAAUUCAAUCAGAAAUAAACUGCUGGGUCGCCCCCACUCACCAGCUCUCCACAAUUGGUUGCAGUUUGGUGGAAAGCGUCGUGAAAAGUGAUUUUAUCUCUGCAUGACAAACGACAAGACUGUGAUGAUGAGGAUAAUUCCGGUGAUUGUUUUCUUUGCAUUUCUCACCAUUUGGGAGGCAUCCACCCUCCCAGUCACACCCAGCAAGAAGCCCACAGAGGAGAAGAAGGAUGAACAGCCGGCGGUGGAGGAAGCUCAGAAGCCCCACUAUGUUGAGGAGUAUGACCCCAAUGACCCCCGGGCGAGCAUUGAGAAUGUUCUCGAAUACAAUAACUACCUGAAGGAGGUUGUGAAUGCUCUGGAGAGUGAUUCAGAGUUCCGGGAGAAGCUGAAUAAACUCGAUGAGGUUGACAUACGAACAGGGAAGAUUGCCCAGGAGCUGGAGUAUGUGAAUCACAACGUCCGGACGAAGCUUGAUGAGAUUAAGCGGACGGAACUUGAGCGAUUGCGGAAGUUGGCCAUAAAGCAGUUUGAAAUGUCCAAUGAUAUUGACAGGGAGCACCUGAAGAUUCCGGAGCAUUUGGAUCAUUCGAAUCAGCACACAUUCGAAGUGGAGGAUCUCAAGAAGCUCAUCCACAAGGCUAGCAAUGAUCUCGCCGAAGCAGAUCGUCUGCGUCGUGAGGAGUUCAAGCGGUAUGAGAUGCAGAAGGAGUUUGAGAAGCAGGAGAAGCUGCGAGGGAUGGAUGAGGAGCACAGGAAGAAGUUUGAGGAGGAAGAGAAGAAGAUGCGUGAGAAGCACAAUAAGCACGAGCCAGUGCACCAUCCGGGUGGGAAGGCGCAGCUUGAGGAGGUUUGGGAGAAGCAGGAUCACAUGACGGGGCAGGAAUUUGACCCGAAAUCCUUCUUCAUGAUGCACGAUCUCGAUGGGAAUGGGUUCUGGGAUGAGAUGGAGGUGAAGGCGUUGUUUGUGAAGGAACUGGACAAGGUGUACCAGCAGGGAGUGCCGGAGGAUGACAUGAAGGAGCGUGCUGAGGAGAUGGAGAGGAUGCGAGAGCACGUGUUCAGGGAGGCUGACACGAAUCGCGAUAGUUUGAUUAGCUACGAGGAAUUCCUCGAACAGACUCGUCGGGAGGAGUUUAAGCGUGACGACGGGUGGGAUACGGUGGAUAAUCAGCCGCAAUAUACACAUGAGGAGUACCUGGAGUUCGAAAGGAAGCGUCAGGAGGAGAUUCAGAGGCUAAUAAGUCAGGGAAUGCUUCCACCGCAUCCGAAUAUGCCACAGGGCUACUACCCAGGACCCCAAGGGCCGUAUCAGGCUCCUCAUCAAGCUCCUCAUCAUCAGGGAGGGUAUCAGCAGCAGCAUCCUAAUCAAAUCCCACAGAACGUUCAUCCCAAUCAGAUGUCACCGCAGCAGAACUUCCAUCCCAAUCAAAUUCCGCAGCAACAGAACUUCCAUCCCAAUCAGAUCCCACAGAAUGUUCAUCCCAAUCAGAUUCCGCAACAACAGAACUUCCAUCCCAAUCAAAUUCCUCAACAGCAUCCAAAUGCCCAACAAUUCCAACCUCCACCAGUGCCACAGAAUCCCCAGCAAGUGCCACAGCAGAUGCCACCGCAAAUUCCACCACAGAAUCCCCCACAGCAGGUUGUCUCUGGCGUAGGUCAGAAGCAGCCACAGCAACCGAUUGGGAAUCAAAUUCCCCCCCAGGUGCCCCCACCACAGGCACAACCACCUAAAUAAUCAAAACAACAACGCAAACUUCAGCAAAAACAUCUUAAUUAAUAAUCUCAACUAAUCCCCCCACAUCAACUGAUAUCCCAUAGCCCCCAGAACAAAAGCAGCAACCGUGAGAGAUUUGAGAGAUUCCAGAGCAGCAUUUUGACGACAAUGGCCCACAUGAGAUAAUUUGCUAAAUAAUAAAAUUUUUACGUGAAAUAAAAAAAGAAAA
Molecule: messenger RNA, 2079 nt
Organism: Lutzomyia longipalpis
Lineage: Eukaryota; Metazoa; Arthropoda; Insecta; Diptera; Psychodidae
Gene: NUCB1
Product: nucleobindin-2
Exons: 3
Coding region: 237-1871 (544 amino acids)
Cellular component (GO): extracellular exosome; endoplasmic reticulum-Golgi intermediate compartment
Molecular function (GO): calcium ion binding
Source: RefSeq, a predicted model, not a curated record